AUGCAGAGCCUGCUCAAUCGUUUGUAUUUGUCUUACAUUGAAACCUUUAACUCAAAAGGCGUUGAGUUCUGGCGUGGUCGAUACCAGCUAAUGCUAUGCCGAACUAAAGCCCCUUCAGAACUGGACAUGCAAGCAUCGUUAGCGUGGUCAACGCUAUUGCCUGCUACCGCAAGUUGCCACGUACACCUCUAGUCACCCUGGGCACAGCUGGACUCGGGAUUGCAUCGCCCUGCGUCCCUGGCACACCGGCAUCACCAGUUCCGGAACCCGCGGCGCCAUUUUCUCUUCCACUUCCUCCAACAGCACCGGAGCUGCCUUCACCGCGUCCUGCAGGACCACUGCUCGAGCCACCCUGUCCGGCUGAUGGCAAAGAUGCACCCGAACCGCUAACUGCAGCAGUAGCCGCCGUGGCAGUCAACUUGGGCGUUGGCCGCGGUGCUCCUUGUAUCCGCGCCUGGAGGUCCGGUGGAAGCGGCCUAAACGGCGGUGGCGGGAUGGCCAUCGGCGGAGGCAAUGCCUGACGCGACAUGGACGGCGCUGCUCCUGCGGUGGACGGCGCCGGCAGCGCCAAUUGGUUCCCGGCUGCGGAUGAUGGGGGAGGUGCUGGCAGGGAUGCUUGCCGCUGUCCGCUGGCUGGCAGCAGCGGUAGCGGCGGUGGUGGCAGUUGCCGAGGCCCCUCUAGUCGCUGCUGCUCGAGCAUGGCAGCACGAAUCUGCGGCAGUGGUAUAAAAGGGCGGGACGGGUGGGAAGUGGGACGUGAGAGGAUGUACGGUAAGGACCCCCCGGCAGCCGUGUGUUAUCCGAGUGGGCAGUUGCUGCGGCAGCAGCGGUCACACCAGCCACAGGACAUGGACGAGUUGAACUGCCCGGUGUUACCGGUACCUCCUCUUUGACCCCCUCCUAACAUGGCAUAACCCCAUGGUAUAUUAACCCCACCUGUUGCCGUACGAUAAGAUCCAUCUUCUCCAACUUCCCCAUCGGCCGACGCUGCGCCUGCCGCCGACCACCCGCUGCACCCGCACCCGCACCCCCAGCUGCUGGCGGGGUUGCUGAUGCUGGCGCUGAGGUGGCGGGCCCCCCAUGCAGCAUCUGGUGGGCGGUUCGGUGCCCCCGGGGUCGUGAGUGGUACUGAGCUGCCGCGCGUUUGGCGAGCACUCACCGCCUGCUGCACGCUUGCAAGCACCCGCUCAGCAUCCUCGCCCAGGUCCUCCUCCUCCUCAUCAUCAUCAUCAUCAUACUCCUCCUCCUCUCCGGCCCUCCUCGCCAGCUGUCUCUCCCUGCCUCCCGCCCCUGCUGCGCCUGCUGCUCCUCCUCCCCACAGCCUAUGCGACAGGAAGCUCCACACCCGGUGCACGAGCAGCGCCGUGAUGACGAGGUUGGGCAGCGGAGGCACGCGACGGAGGAUCGCUGCUAGGGGACCGCUGCCCCCGCGGAAGAGGCCGGCGGCAGCAGAGCCGCGGGACUUGGCUGCUGCAGAUGCCGUAGCGGCAGAGGAAGGCGCGAAGGGGUUGUUGCUGGGUUUGGAGGUGAGGCGUUUGGCAUUGCGGCGGGCUGGGUUGGACUUUUGGAAGGUGGGGGCGAAGGGCUUUUGAUUGGCUUGAGCACGCCGGCCGCUAGGAAUGAAGAGAAGUGCAGGGAAAGAGAAGGGAAGAGAUAGGGAGUGGAGGGCGUAUUGGGUUAGCCAUUUGGGUCUGUGACAAUCGUGCAGAUGCCAUGAGGUAGGUUGUUGCAAUUGGGACGUACUAGAUGCAUGUCGCGUGCAGGCGACUUAGCAAGUAUACAAAGCAGCGUAUAUGUCGCAGGAACUUACAGGACAAGCAUCUUGCCAUCGGGGCCAACGAUUAGGGUGUCGGGCCGAACGUUGUCAUUGCGAAUAGCUUUGGCAACCCCGGCCGCAGCUCGUUGCGAGCGCUUUGUGUCGUUGCCACUCAUCGAAACGGCAAGUAAGUAGGGCAGCUAAGGAUUUCUAUUGCUCUGGUCGAACGAGAAAAUAGGAACCGGGCGGAACCUUCAGGACAUGGGAGGCUAAGGUAAUAAGCUUGGGCUAAUAGCGGGCAGCACCUCUGUACUUACGACGCAGAUAAUUGGCAUGCUAUAAUUGGAAGUGCAAUUGUUGGUA
Molecule: messenger RNA, 2119 nt
Organism: Astrephomene gubernaculifera
Lineage: Eukaryota; Viridiplantae; Chlorophyta; Chlorophyceae; Chlamydomonadales; Astrephomenaceae
Source: the annotation of a GenBank genome assembly